Messenger RNA from Monascus purpureus, 363 nucleotides. NCBI's taxonomy places the organism in Eukaryota, Fungi, Ascomycota, Eurotiomycetes, Eurotiales, Aspergillaceae. The record is from the annotation of a GenBank genome assembly.
AUGCUGCUGUUCUCCACCUCAGAAAUAGAACUGAAGGGACUGCAGCAGCUGCAGGAGAUUCAUGACAUCAAGAAUGAUGCUUGGACCGACUUCAUGGACCACAAACUAGAUCAUGAAGCCCUUUUACGACAGUUAGAGGCCUCGGCUCCAGGUAUCAUGGCCGUGAGCAACAUUGCCUAUGGUAAAACUAUUUUGGAGAGACAUGCCGUCGAUUCUCUUAACAAUAGGUCUCUUAACAAUAGGGCUGAGGACGAUGUUCUCGACUGGCUUUGUCUGUCCGCGACAAGACCCGAAGAUGCCCUUCGCUCUCGGCUUUGGGUUUGGAAAGUCUCGCUCAGCAAGCGGGCUAUCGAGCUGAGUUGA